Gallus gallus (chicken) is the source of this 4327-nucleotide messenger RNA. It is a transcript of the gene TMEM260, whose product is annotated as transmembrane protein 260. Lineage: Eukaryota; Metazoa; Chordata; Aves; Galliformes; Phasianidae. The record is from RefSeq and is a predicted model, not a curated record. The coding region runs from base 2105 to 3964 and encodes 619 amino acids. The transcript has 14 exons.
GGGGGAGCAGCAUUAUGUUUUUAGGACGCGGCGAGUGUGACUCUACGAUUGUUUCCUUAAACAAAUAUUUAUUUGUUUUACUGUGGGAGGCAAAGCAUAGCAAGUUGACAAAGUAAACCAAUUAUGUUCUUAUAAUAUGAUUGCCAGAGUGUAAUUUUCUGCACAGAUGAUGCGUUCUUUGCAUUCUCUGUUAUGAAUAGAAAUAGUACUCUUUUCGUUGCUCUAAGUGCAUUUUUCCUACCUUCCAUAGCGUGGCCGUUUUGCUCUGUGCAGACAUACAAAGCUGAAUUAUUGCAGGUGCAGUCGCAGAGUAGAAGGUGUUGUUUCCACAGGACUUCUUGCAAUCAUGUUGCACAUGAACACUUGAAAAGGAGAAAAAUGUUGCAUUGAGCUGAGCAGCUAACUUCUUUGGCUGCUGUUCUGCGUAUUGCAUUAAAUUUGGGACUUUUAUUUAUACAUAUUAGGAGAAUAUUAUACACACACAUACACACACAUAUAUAUAUGUGGACUUUUAUACACAUAAGAAAAAAGUAUAUAUGGACUUCUAUUUAUACAUAUAGGAGUAUAUAUAUACGUACAUAUAUAUGUAUAUAAAUAGACAUAUGUAUCCCCCACCAGUCUGCCAAGCAACAAGCUGUGGCUGUGCAUGAAAGCUGGAGCCUGCUCUUUUCCCCAUGCUGACAAUGAGGACUGGUGGUGAUGCGCACAGGGUAUGGUAGAGGUGUUCUGGGCUUGCUGUCCUGGCCCCUUUGAGAUUCCUUGCUCCAGUGAUGGUCCUGUGGGAAGGUCCCAUCGAUGGACAAGGUGUGUGGGAGGAUGUGACUCUUUCCAGAGGAUGCUUAUGGCUAAAGGGAGGAAAAACGGAGAGUGGAAGCCCCCCAGAAUUGACAGGCUCUCAAAAAAUAUUGCUUACUGCAUGUACUGAGUGGAGAGAUGCUCUGCAUCCUUUGGGGAUGCAAGGUGACAGAGUUCCUAGCAGCCUGGCCCUUAUUUUGGGUAGGGUAAAAGAGAGUCCCGAGAGCAUUCUCAUUGUAUAGGAUGCAGCUUCAGAUGCUUCAGAAAGGGGGCUCUGGAGGGGGUUUUGGAUGCAGGAUGAGGGAGAAGAACGUGCUCUGGCAGCCAUCGCUGCCCCAUUGACUGUAGGCAUGAGAAAAGGAAAACACCGAGCUUCACAGAGCGAGAGAUCUUCCAUUAGGGCACGUUUGGAUAUUACAGAUUAUUUUAGAUUAUUGCCAUUGUAUCCAAACACAGGUUCGAAAGCACACAUAACAAGUAGUUAGUAAGUUUUAGGACUAAGAGAAGAGUGGAAAAUACUUCAGUGUCGAUUUGCUUUUAGGAGACUACCUACGGUGACCUCUGACUAAUUGACCACAUACAUUUUUUUUCCCCUAUGUAGCCAUAAUAAAGCGGCGCUGAGUUUGCUCUGAAGACGUGAAGAAACGUGUUCAUUUGCAUUUGGCUCUAAAGUACGCACAUGAGGCUGAAAUAACCGCUUCGUUUGGAAGGGGGGAAGAAAAAGCAGGGCAAAAACUCUCUUUUUUUUUCCUAUUUUUUUUUUUUUUUAAAGACUGAAGAGUCUUUUCUGACAGCUAGUCAGAGUUAGAAUUAGUUCAAGGAAAUGUUAAUAAUGCACUGCCUGGCUUAAUCCCUUUGAUAUCACCAGGUAUCCUCCUGUUCAUGGGUUAAUUGCUUUAAAAGCGGAGGCAAUAUUCUGAGCGGUGGGCCGCUUCACCUUUUCACAGCUGUUACCAUUGAGUGACAACUAAAUCCCAUGUGUAAGAUGAGGAAGAGCUCAAUCUCCAAUUGGGAGAAAAUUUAUGUAAACCGCAAUCCCUUCAGAAUGUGCGGAAGUCACAGACUUUCUUGAUUUACUCUGCUUUUCCCAGAAAGCUCUAUUGUUCACUUCCCUAAGUCCCAUCAACCCUUUGUAGCAGAAUAUCACAGCGGCAGCAGAUAGCUUGAAAUAUAUAAAUGCUAUCAUAGCUCUGAUUAAUAGCGGCGCUUAUGAGUCAAGUCUGAUAACAGAGCAGCUCUCCACUCAAUUUCAGAUACCGCUAAUGGAAUCUGUCUCCUGCAAUUGUAAUGUGAGAAGGCCUAAUUUGCCAUGGAGCUUGGAGCUGUCACCAGCCGGGGAUUGCGGGGUCAGAUGGGAGCUGCCAGGCUUUCUGGCUCAUAUGCUGGAGGAAUCCUUGCUGCGGGGGUGUUUUCAUUUUCUCGUCUAACAUGGCAGUGGUCCAUCACGGCGGAGGUUUUUAGCUUAAACAAUCUGUUUGUGGGGCUGCUUAUGGCUCUUACCGUGCAUUUUGAGGAGGCAUCCACUGCAAAAGAGAGAUCAAAGAUCGCCAGACUUGGUGCCUUUUGCUGCGGCCUCAGUUUGUGCAACCAGCAUACGAUAGUGCUUUAUAUUGCUUGUAUUGUACCUUGGGUUCUCUUCCUGCUCUUCAGAAAGAUGGAAUUGUCCCUAGGCCAUUUGCUGAAGUUGGGUUUAUGCUUCUUGGCUGGUUUGCUGCCUUAUCUCUAUCUGCCGGCUUCGUCCUACCUCGAUCGAGCCCGUUGGACAUGGGGAGACCAGACGACUUUUCAAGGAUUUUUGACCCACUUUCUCAGGGAGGAAUAUGGGACAUUCAAUCUGGCCAAGUCCGAGUCCGGAUCCAGUAUGAGAGAGAUGUUGGUCUUCCAGCUGGAGCAGAUGAGGUCGGAUCUGUCCCUUCCUGUCCUUGCCCUGGCACUCAUCGCCUGUUUCAGCACAGCACUGCCGAUAAAGCAACAGAAAUCACCUGUGAUUUGUCUCUUCGCUGGAAUGCUCUGUGUUUAUUCACUCUUCUUUGCCUGGAGAGCAAAUUUGGAUGUUACAAAGCCUCUGUUUCUGGGAGUGGUGGAGCGGUUCUGGAUGCAGAGCAAUGUGGCUGUGGCAGUGCUGGCAGGACUGGGGCUGGCUGCUCUCAUGUCCCUCGGAGGUGCUGUGCUGCAGGGCAGCCGGGUGUUGCCAUGGCUGGAGUGGCUUUCUGCUGGGGCUCUCGUUGCUGCUCAAGUUUGGGCCAACUAUAGGGAUUGUGAUCAGAGCAACAAUUACAUUGUUGACAAGUUUGCAAGAAACCUGCUGUCCUCUAUGCCAAUGGGUGCAGUGAUUUUGCUAAGAGGAGACUUACCUGGGAACGCCCUUCGUUACCUGCAUUAUGUUGAAGGAGUGAGGCCAGAUAUCACAUUAGUGGACCAAGAGAUGAUGACUUAUGAAUGGUAUUUACCCAAGCUGGCAAAGCAUUUACCUGGUGUUCAUUUUCCUGGGAACCGGUGGAACCCCGUGGAAGGAAUAUUACCCGAUGGGACACUUGUUUUUAAUCUCCACCAUUUCCUCAAAGCAAAUAAACAUAAAGAAGUGUUUGUCUGCAUAGGUCUUCAUGAAGGGGAUUCGACCUGGAGGAGGAGUUACUCGCUUUGGCCAUGGGGUACCUGUGAAAAGUUGGUUCCUACUGAUGCUGUCUUUGACCCAGGAGAGUGGAUUCGUCUGACAAGAAAUCUCUAUAACUGGACUGAAGAGUAUGGGAGUUUCAAGCCCUCUUCCUGGGAAGCUGUCGCCAAUGAGGAGAUGUGGCAAGCCAGGAUGAAAACAGCUUUCUUUAUAUUUGGCCUUGCAGAAACUGCCAGCGUGCCUGCAGAAAUGAAAUCACAGCUGUACACAUUGGCAUACACUUUGUACAAAGAAAUUGUCAGCUCUCAUCCACAUCACCCAGUGAACUGGCACAAAAACUACGCGAUAGCCUGCGAGAGGAUGUUGCGUCUCCAUCGGGUGGGUGAGGACCCUGAGGUGUUGCUCUCUGAAACCGUUAAACAUUUCCUCCUCUACACCCAGAAAGCAGAGGAUGAUCCCCAGCGGCAGGACAUUCUACAGGCUGUGAACCACCUCCAGAAGGAGCUGCAGGGGCUGAGGGGAAUGAAAGCUGAGCUGAAGCGGCAAGCUGGAUAGCUCCUGUUCCACUGCGCCCCUACUGAGGUGCUGAGGUUUUUGAGGUCCAGAGCUUUGAGUUGGUCAUGGACCAAUGUGAGAAUGUUGGUAAAAGGUGACAAAAAGAGCAGAGGGCUCUGCAGGAACGUGCCGGUGUUUGGGAUCUGAUUGCUGUUGCCAAAUGAACAGUUUGGAUGUGAAGAAAGCUCAUCACAAAAUAAAAUACGAUGUUUCAAGAGGAGAGUUUCCUCCUAAAGGCAGCACUGUGAAAAUCAUUUAGAUUUGUUUAUGGAUGCGCCAUCCUUUAUAGAUGCAAACAUAUGUAUUUUGUCCUUAAACAUUGCUACUGUUGUUGAGCAAAGAGUUUUACUACAUUUCUCCUUA